Molecule: messenger RNA, 471 nt
Organism: Eruca vesicaria subsp. sativa (arugula)
Lineage: Eukaryota; Viridiplantae; Streptophyta; Magnoliopsida; Brassicales; Brassicaceae
Source: the annotation of a GenBank genome assembly
AUGGUGAAUGCUGAUUUGGUCGAUCCUGUAAAAGGUCAAAUUUUGUUCCCGACAAGACACAAGCUUCUUCUCCGAGGGAUCAAAAGAGGGCAAUCUCGUCCUCCUCCGGAAGUUUCUUGUUCUUCUUCUUCGCAGCAGCCAUGGUACUCUCCUUCUCUAGUCAGCUUGCCAAGCUCUUCAUCACGGCCUCAAACAUCUGCACAUGUUUCACCAGAUGAAGCAGCUGGCAUUAUUAUCUUCUUGAAAGACAAAAGAGAGACAAAGGCUUAUGCUUCUCAUCAGAAAACCAUUGAUCUUGUUAAGGAAUACAACUCUCUCUUUCUCGACAAAGCCGAUGCUAUCAUGUUGGAUACAAAGAUCACGAAGUUCUCUAUCGGUUACGUUCCUUACCACUUGCCAGCUCAUCAGAAUGGAGGCGUAGAGCUGAUCAACAAAUGGAACGCAGCUUGCACGUUCCCUACUGAACAAUAG